UUUUGAGAAGUAAAUUGAGAAGUAUUGAAAAAUCAAUAGAUCGAAAACAUUUUUUUUAAGAUUGUGAUAUUAAGGAGAAUUAAAAAUGUAUAAUUACAAAAGAUUUGACAAUGAAUUGGAGUCACAAAAAUCAACAGUGCCAAAAAAGUCCUGUACUUUCUGGAUUAUUUUUUUUACUGUGCUUUUAUCAGUGGUUCUGAGUGCAGUCUAUGUUUUCUUGGUGGCUCCCAGAUAUUCAAAUGAAUUUGAAGCAUUCGUUCAAAAGGAGUGGACAAAAUUUAAGUCACAGCAUUCAAAAGAAUACAAAACUAAAACUGAAGAGCAACGCCGUAUAAGUAUUUUCAAAAAAAAUGUGGAAAAAAUCCACAAACAUAAUCAAGCCUAUGAAAAUGGGGACAUUGCGUAUAAACUCGGAAUAAACAAAUUUACCGAUUUGGAACAUAGUGAGUUUAAAAUGAUGAAAAAGAUUCAUUUUCAGCGAACAAAGUCACCAGAGAAAAUUGUGAACGACUUGCCAGCCAACUUUAUCGAGCCGGUCGAUAUUACCAUCCCAUCAUCGAUUAACUGGAGAGAGAAGGGUGCCGUAACAAACAUUAAAGAUCAAGAAGACUGUGGUUCAUGCUAUGCAUUUGCUGCGAUAGGAGCACUUGAGGGACAAUAUUUUCUCAAGACUGGACAAUUGGUAUCAUUGUCUGAACAAAAUAUUGUCGACUGCUCAUUUAAUGACGCUUGCGAUGGUGGUUUGGCAUAUCAAGCUUUUCAAUACAUCAAGGAAAAUGGUGGCAUUGAUACUGAAGCUUUUUAUCCCUACACAGCUGAAGAAGGUGAUUGCAAAUACAAUCCAUUAAACUCAAGCGCUACGGUUGAUGGAUACGUGAAAAUUCCUGAAGGCGACGAAAGAAAACUAGCAGAGGCAAUAGCCACUAUAGGCCCAAUCGCGGUUGAUAUUGAUGCAUCAGACCCAACAUUCCAACAUUACGAGGGAGGUAUUUAUCAACCUAAAUAUUGUGACACAAGUGACGAAUAUUUGCACCAUGCAGUUUUGGUUAUUGGUUAUGAUCAGGACUCUUAUUUAGUGAAAAAUUCAUGGGGCACCACGUGGGGUGAAAAUGGUUAUUUUAGAAUAGCUCGUAACAAAGAAAACCAAUGUGGCAUUGCAACAUCUGCCGUAUAUCCAAUCGUUUAAGCAUAUAUUAUAUUAACAAUCCAUUUUUGUAUUAGU
Molecule: messenger RNA, 1222 nt
Organism: Contarinia nasturtii (swede midge)
Lineage: Eukaryota; Metazoa; Arthropoda; Insecta; Diptera; Cecidomyiidae
Product: cathepsin L1-like
Exons: 4
Coding region: 86-1186 (366 amino acids)
Cellular component (GO): lysosome
Molecular function (GO): cysteine-type endopeptidase activity
Source: RefSeq, a predicted model, not a curated record